AGUUGCUACUAGCCACAUGUGAAUAUUGAGCAGUAUGAAUUUUUUUAGGUUUAAAUAGUCACAUGUUGCUAGUGACUAUCAUUGGACAGUGCAGAUAUAGAAUAUUCCCAUCAUUAUAGAAGUUCUCUCUAGAAGACAUGUUUCAGCUGUCACUUAAGGAUGUUUAUGUUCACCCUUUGUGUGCUUAUUAUGAAAAGGAUCGGAGCACUAGUUAAAAUGGGUUGGAAACCACACAGAAUCUUGCUGUGGUGCAUUUCAGCAGUGCUGCUGAACAAAGUCGCAGAACUUUUAUUCCAAACUGCCCAAAAUGCAGGGAUCAAUUUUGAUACUGUCUGUGGAGUACCUUAUACAGCUUUACCAUUGGCUACAGUUAUCUGUUCAACUAACCAAAUUCCAAUGCUCAUUAGAAGAAAAGAAACAAAAGAUUACGGUACUAAACGUCUUGUAGAAGGGGCUAUUAAUCCAGGAGAAAACUGUUUGAUCAUUGAAGAUGUCGUUACCAGCGGAUCCAGUGUUUUGGAAACUGUCGAGGUUCUUCAGAAGGAGGGCUUGAAGGUCACAGACGUCAUAGUGCUGCUGGACAGAGAGCAAGGAGGCAAGGAUAAGCUGCAGGCACAUGGGCUUCGUCUCCACUCAGUGUGUACAUUGUCCAAAGUGCUGGAGAUUCUUGAGCAACAGAAAAAAAUUGAUGCUGAGAUGGUUGAGAGAGUGAAGAAAUUUAUUCAGGAGAAUGUUUUUGUGGCCGCUGAUCAUAAUGGUUCUCUCCCAUCUGUAAAGAAAGCACCCAAAGAACUCAGCUUCGGUGCACGUGCCCAGCUGCCCGGGAUUCAUCCAGUUGCAUCAAAGCUUCUCAGGCUUAUGCAGAAGAAGGAGACCAAUCUGUGUCUGUCGGCUGACGUUUCAGAAUCCAGAGAGCUGUUGCAGCUAGCAGAUGCUUUAGGACCCAGCAUCUGCAUGCUCAAGACUCAUGUAGAUAUUUUGAAUGACUUUACUCUGGACGUGAUGAAGGAGUUAACAAGUCUGGCAAAACACCAUGAGUUUUUAAUAUUUGAAGACCGGAAAUUUGCAGACAUAGGAAACACAGUAAAAAAGCAGUAUGAAGGUGGUGUCUUUAAAAUAGCUUCCUGGGCAGAUGUAGUAAAUGCUCACGUGGUGCCAGGCUCGGGAGUUGUGAAAGGCCUGCAAGAAGUUGGCCUGCCUCUGCAGCGGGGGUGCCUGCUCAUUGCUGAAAUGAGCUCCGCUGGCUCCUUGGCCACUGGGGACUACACUAAAGCAGCGGUUAGAAUGGCUGAGGAACAUUCUGAAUUUGUGUUUGGUUUUAUUUCUGGCUCCCGAGUAAGCAUGAAACCAGAAUUUCUUCACUUAACUCCAGGAGUUCAGUUGGAAGCAAGACGUGAUAAUCUCGGCCAACAGUACAAUAGCCCACAAGAAGUUAUUGGCAAACGAGGUUCUGAUAUCAUCAUUGUAGGCCGGGGCAUAAUAGCAUCAGCCAAUCGUCUGGAAGCAGCAGAGAUGUACAGAAAAGCUGCCUGGGAAGCCUAUUUGAGUAGACUUGGCAUCUGAGUCUCAGAUACUUUUUGUGAAGGCCUUGAAGACCCACUGUCUCCUGAGAUGCAUUGGCUGGAUAACAAGCAGCCUUUUAUACCGCCUCGAUUCCUCUGUGGGUCUUGUGUUGGAGUGACUCCUAGAGUUAUCAUACUUAGGAUAUCCUGAACAGCUGUAACCACUGCAUUAGUUUUCAAGCAUUCUUUAGUGGGACUGAUUUUGGCAAAGCAGUCACAGUCCUGUUUGUGGUCAAGUCUUCCACAUUUGAGGAUUCCUUCAACCCCCAUCUCUAGUCAGGCUUUUUGAUUCUUUUCAUUGCUGUGGCACAAAAACUUUAGGACAUUAAGAGUACAGCAUUUAGGACAUCGAAGUACAUACAACAUGUCUUGUGUCCUUUAUUCUGUGUCUAAUGUGAUGCCCAAACAAUAUUAAAAUAUUAGUUCUUCUCUUAAAAGUGAUAGUCCAGGUUCCAAAUGGUGCUGGUUCUCAGAACUGCUGUUAUUCACUCACCAAAGGGAGCAAGAUGGGGAAGUGGAAAGCUGACCACAGCCUGGCCCCGGGACCAAUACCUGGCUUUCAUUUCAGCAAAUGGAUUCUGACUCUCUUCUCCGGCAGCAGUGUGGUGCGGACCUGGGCUGAAAUCCAGGCACAGCUUCCUUUUGCCUUACUUGGAUUACCAAUGGACAAGCUGCUCCUUCAUUUAUGUAAAAAGACAGCAGCAUCAGGAGGUCUAAGGUUCCAUUUGGCGGUUUGCUUCAGGAUCCUACAUAAUUGUCCCAACUGUGGUUGACAGAGAGGGAGGUCAGACUUCACUAGAAAUAAGG
Molecule: messenger RNA, 2369 nt
Organism: Pipistrellus kuhlii (Kuhl's pipistrelle)
Lineage: Eukaryota; Metazoa; Chordata; Mammalia; Chiroptera; Vespertilionidae
Gene: UMPS
Product: uridine monophosphate synthetase
Exons: 6
Coding region: 160-1563 (467 amino acids)
Biological process (GO): 'de novo' pyrimidine nucleobase biosynthetic process; 'de novo' UMP biosynthetic process
Molecular function (GO): orotidine-5'-phosphate decarboxylase activity; orotate phosphoribosyltransferase activity
Source: RefSeq, a predicted model, not a curated record